Molecule: messenger RNA, 1575 nt
Organism: Brenthis ino (lesser marbled fritillary)
Lineage: Eukaryota; Metazoa; Arthropoda; Insecta; Lepidoptera; Nymphalidae
Source: the annotation of a GenBank genome assembly
AUGAUGUUACUGCAUUUGAUGGAUUGUUGUGCAUGUACCGGGUUCGUUAUCGCGGGGCGUGCUGGCGGGCAGCGGGCUGCGGGUGGCGGGGGGCGGGCGGCAGCACGGAGGGCGCAUCCGCGUCGGGCUAACGGCUCGUCCUCGCGCGUCGCGGUGCGCGCGCUGACGUCAGCGCUCGAUAAUGGCCGCCGCCCGACCCCCGCCGCCGCGCUACCCGUGGCCACAGCUCAGUCUCUCUCCGACCCGCUAGACGAGCGAGGGAGCGACGACCGAUCUCUCGCACACCGCACUACAUUCGGCGGCGAGAUGUCGGUAAUGCAAAAGCGCCAGCACUGCUACUUGUGCGACUUGCCCCGCAUGCCGUGGGCGAUGUUGCACGAGUUCUCAGAAGCAGUAUGCCGCGGAUGUGUUAAUUACGAGGGUGCAGAUCGAAUUGAAGUUGUUUUGGAAACAGCGAGACAGUUAAAACGCGCACACGGUUUCCAAGAAGGACGUGGUCCUACUCAUGCCAAAGGAGCUCACAGGGCACCUAUGGAAGCACAUCAAAAUGGAGGGGAAACAAAUGCUCGGGGCCAACCGGCCCCGCCGGCACAUCAUGCUCCAUCCGCUGGAUUUACGCUACACCACACAAGACCCGCGACAAACGCAGGACUUUUGGCAGAGUACGGUGGUCGUAGAGAAGAACACGAAGGCAGACGCUUGGCACAUUUACCAUUAGCUCAUCUUCCAACACAUGGAGGUGCCCGUCUCGCUCCUGGCCUGACGCUCAAACGACCUCUGGAUGAUGAUGACCAUCAAUCUCAUCAUGAACCCACUAAGAGACUUUUAGAGGAGCAUAGUCGACCACCCCUAACCCGAGGUGAAUCUUUACCUGCGGUAUCCUUGGCCGCUCCUUUCGCUCCAGAUCGAGUCUUCAAACAAGAAAAACACCCUCUGAGAACACCAUCUUUCGAUGCGUCUUCUUUCAAAUCUAAUGGAUACACAAACAGCGCACCGCUUACAAAUGGAUCAGCAGGAUCUCCCUUGGGUAGAACUGCAGGUUCCCCACCAGUCACUGGUGCUGGCGCUGGACCAUCCCCUAUGGCCGCGUUAAUGUCUGUGACGGAUACUCUGCCCCCUGGAUCACCACGAUCAGCUGGAGGCUCGCCUCCUCAGCCACCACCACAGCGAUCUGCAAGUCGCUCCAGCCAACACUCCCCCAAUUCAUCAGGGUCAAACGGCGGGCGGCGGUCGUCGGGUUCGCGGCACGUGUCGUCAACGACUUCAGUGUCAUCAACUGAAGCUGGAGAAGGAGCCGAGGCCGCAGCGCCAGCGCCCGCACCUCUCCUAAAGUGCACUCUCUGCCAGGAGCGCCUCGAGGACACUCACUUCGUACAGUGCCCAAGCCAACCGCAUCACAAAUUCUGCUUUCCCUGUUCCCGGGACUCCAUCAAAAGACAGCAAGGAUCUGAGGUAUACUGUCCAAGCGGUGAGAAAUGUCCGUUGGCUAAUUCGACGGUACCCUGGGCUUUCAUGCAGGGCGAGAUCGCAACGAUCUUGGGAGAAGAGUUCAAGCCGAAGAAGGAGCGGGAGACC